Messenger RNA from Pygocentrus nattereri (red-bellied piranha), 1244 nucleotides. RefSeq names its product progranulin-like. The coding region runs from base 41 to 994 and encodes 317 amino acids. The transcript has 9 exons. The record is from RefSeq and is a predicted model, not a curated record. Gene Ontology annotation, cellular component: extracellular region. Lineage: Eukaryota; Metazoa; Chordata; Actinopteri; Characiformes; Serrasalmidae.
GCAGACAGGGGGGAUCUUACAAGGCAUUAAUAAAGAUAAGAUGGCUCCUGUUUUGGUGUUGCUCAUGGCAGUGCUGGUUUCCGGAGACGUAAACUGUCCCGACGGAGGAACCUGCUCAGAUGGUGAAACCUGCUGUGAACAAGAAAGUGGACACAGCUGUUGUGCGUAUCCCAAUGCUGUCUGUUGUCCAGGAGAGACCCAUUGCUGUCCAGAAGGGUUCAGCUGUAAUGCACAGAAUCACUCGUGCGACAGGGUGGACAAAGUUCCUGGAACUGAGGUCCUGGAAAGGAAGGCCAAAUUUUAUUGUCCUGGUCAAUACUGUCAGGAUGGUAGCUACUGCUGUGCUGGUACAACGUGCUGCCUGAUUGGGCCAUAUUGGAGCUGCUGCUACCAUUCAUUUGCUGCCAAGAAGGCACUGCAGCCUCGCCUUGCCACUGGAGCACAUGCGCGGCCUCGCCCACCCCCCUACUUAUGUCCCAAUGGCAGACUCUGUAAUUUUGGUUCACAUUGCUGCUUUACAGAUCAGGGUUGGUCUUGCUGUUCAACGUAUGUACCUUAUGAACAAGAAAGGGCAGCCUCUGUCAGCUUACAGAAAACAUCCUCAAAAAUCAUCGCGGAGUACUGUCCUGAUGGUUCUUACUGUUCACCUGGUAGAACGUGCUGCAUGACGCAAUGUGGAUGGACUUGUUGUAUACCACAGAGAUUUACACAUCUGGCGUCUCGAGAUGCGCACAUUUCUGUAACCAUUCCAGCUAAUCCUGUGAAACCCUCUGUGGCUGUCGUAACCUGUGAUGCACACAGAAGCUGCCUUAGUGGCCAAACAUGCUGCAAACAUCCUAAAGGCACCUUUUCAUGCUGCCCAUUUCCUGAGGGAGAAUGCUGUCAUGAUGGAUUCAGCUGCUGUAAUCGAGCUUCUGGAUGGUCCUGUGGUCUCAAUGACACAUGCGUCUUUAACGGAAUGGUGAUUCCGGAAAAACCCCAACCUAAGGAGUGAUGGACUGACCAGUGAUGGACAGUCCUUGUACAACGGCCCUGCUCUGACUGAGUCCUGCUGCUCUUGGACCUUCCUGAUGAUCUAUAAUGAUUUGCGAUGGCUUCCGUCUAUAUACACACAAAUAAUCUCCUGGGUUAUUUCAUAGCCGUUAUGUUCCUGUGACUUCAUUUAGUCAGCUGUGAGCAGCGAUGGAGUAACUCUGCUGAAAAUGUCAAACGCAUGUUGUUCCAAUAAAUUCGCAUUGCAAAUA